Molecule: messenger RNA, 8610 nt
Organism: Manduca sexta (tobacco hornworm)
Lineage: Eukaryota; Metazoa; Arthropoda; Insecta; Lepidoptera; Sphingidae
Product: small subunit processome component 20 homolog
Exons: 14
Coding region: 119-8461 (2780 amino acids)
Cellular component (GO): small-subunit processome; 90S preribosome; nucleolus
Source: RefSeq, a predicted model, not a curated record
AAAGUAUAUUACAGAAACGUCAAAAAAGUCAUGUGUAAGUUUGCAUGUGGGUUUAUUUACUAUUUUGAUGUGAUGAAAAAAGUUAUUUUUUAAUCAUUUAAAGAUUUAAUAUAGCAAAAUGAAGAGUAAACCUGUAAAACACAAGUCUACCAACACUUUUCGGUUUGUACCUUUUGCGGAACGGAUAAAUUCCAUAGACAUCCGCCAUGCAGCUUUCUACCACAUUGAGCAUGCAAACACAGAACACCCACAGGAGAAUGUAACACACUUCCACCUAACUAUACGGAAAUGGUACGCACUCAACUUGACAGAAAACUUCAAGAAGUUUAGGCGUGAAGUAUUUGGUAUUGUGACUGUGCCUUACCUGGUGCAUAAGAAAGAUAUAGUUCUUGAAAUAUUGGAGAGAUAUUUGAAAUUGGAGGAUCAGUUGUGCUUACAACCUUUAUUGGAAAUUUUGGUAGCAGUAGCAAAAGAUUUGCGUGAAGACUUUUAUCCCUAUUUUCCUAAAUUUCUUGAUAUACUCAUAUCAUUGUUAAACACAAAAGAUGCCGAAAGAUUAGAAUGGACAUUACUUUGCCUUGCAUUCUUGUUCAAAAUCCUGAAACCACAUUUAAAGAAAGAUUUAGCUGUUGUUUUAAAAAGGAUUAUACCUUUAUUGAGUGAAAGUCAUCCACAAUACAUAAACAACUUUGCUGCAGAGAGCUUUGCAUUUGUUGCCCGUGAUGUAAGAGAUAAGAAUAAAUUUAUCUCACUGGUGCUCAAUUACUUACAAGACAAUGAAGAUGCUAUAACAGGAUGUGGUCAUCUAAUGUUCGAAAUACUUAGGGGAGUGACUGGCAAAUUCCAUAGUUGCAUAGAAACUUUUCUGCCCCUACUCCUUCAAAAUUUUAAACAAAAGAAGGAACAUCAAGAGCUGCUAUUCAAAGUACUGACACAAACAGUAGAAGACAGUUUACAGACCAUUUCACAUAAAGAGUUUGGUGUAUUCUGGAAUAAUGUGACGAAAUACACUGAAGAAAUCCUAAAGGAUGAUGAUGGUGAAAGUAAUGGUUUGGAAUAUGUUCUAAGACUUGCAGGUCAAGUCAUUGAACAUCAAAGAGGCAAAUACUUAGCAAAUCCGCCACAGUUCGUGCUUUUGUUGGUAAAAGUAAUAUGUGAACAGUCAUCAGAGAGUGUUCUCGAAGUUUGUUCGCAGAUUGGUGCUGUUUUACUCUUAUCUCCUAAUUUGUCCCUUUCUCAGGAGCAUGCUGGAAUUAUUGUCAAAGUACUAUUGCCUUUACCAUUCCCAAACAUUUUGAUAAACUUUGUGCAAAAUGUAAUAGAUUACUCCCAGUUUGAUAUGCACAUAUUGCCUGCAUUUGUAAAGUAUGUAAUUCAAUCAGGAUUUGAUAAUGAAGCAAUAUGUACUCUAAGCAAAAUAUGUUUGAGAAAGUCACCUCUUUCUAUGAAUGGUAUCAAAUUGUUUGAAUGGGUGAAAUAUCCUAUCGAUUUUGGUAAAAAUUUACCUGAUUUUAUGGAACAUUUUCAAUUAGUUGUUAAUGAAGACAUUGAAAAUAUUGUCGAGAAUCCUGUAAAACUGGCAAAUGUGUUAUUCUGUUUGCCUCAUGUAGAAAAGGUAGAUGUUGAUUACUGCAUUACUGAACUGAGUAAUCUGAUGUCGAAACUGCUGAAAGUAUUGAAAAGCUACAAUCUUGAAAAUCAAACUGAGGAAAACAAGUAUCAUUGUGAGACGAACGCGCUAUCUCGAUGCGCCAGAAAAGUCUUCUUUAUAUUAGCAAAUGCAAUGGAAAGCGCAAUUCACAUAUCGAACUGCAAGAAAUUGAGUCAGAUUUGUGACAUUGACAUACUCUUGCCGACAAUUCUCCCCUGUGCGGCGGAUCCUAACUAUUUAUGCGCAUUACAUUUGCUUGAUUUAUAUUUGACAGCAUAUGAGCAAGAAAAUGGAUUAACUUUCCCAUUCUUAUCUUUAGUCGAUUCUUAUUUGAAGAACAACGUAUCGUCGCCCUUUCAUAUCGUACGUUUACUAACAACGCACAUAUACAAACUAUUUGAAAAUUUAAGCGAAUUCAACAAAAUCGUAAUUGUGGGCGGGGAAGAAGAAAGAUUCUCCAUUUUUAGUAGAUGUUACGCUGUUGAAUCAAUGUCGCCGUCUAUCCAAGAAUACAGAGCUCAGAUAAAUAUGUUACAAAAGAUGACAUUCAACACAACACAGUAUACACUUGCAAAGGACACGGAAUUUCAUCUUUUUCCUUUAAAUUAUAUGCUUGGGGUUUUGUAUGUUAAUUUCAAACUAUUGUGGGAGCCAGUAUCUGAAUUUGUAGCUGGUUUUGGUAAUACUCUUACAGUUGAUGAAUUCUGGCCUACUUUCCAUACAGCUCUGCAAACUGCCUUUUUGAAUGCAAAGAGAAAUCUAAAGCGUUUUCAAUUUGAUAACGAAGUUGAUACAGAUUAUGAGACGCUAAAAGAUUUAUAUUCUGAUUAUAACAGUAUUGCAGAAAGACCAGACUUAUAUAAUUACCGAAACUUGCUAUUAAAAGUGAUGACAAAUUGUAUACAAGUCUGCGAAGCAAAGAAUCGCGAUGUUGUAAUAUUGUUUUUGAACUUCAUCGACGAAGAGUAUAGAAGGAACGAUAAUGCGAAUGCUUUAAAAAUAGAUGUCGAGCUUCAUGAUAAAAAAAUGGACGUAAAUGAAGAAAAUAUUGAAGAAGAUGCUGAAAAUACCGAAGAAAUGCUCGAAUAUGAAGAACCUAAAGAUACAAUUAACGGAAAAUUAGUAUUUAAGACACUAAUAAAUGUAAUGCAAGUAUUAGCGCAAUUUAAAAACCCUAGAGCGUUACAUAAAGAACCAAUAUUUUGGGAACUUUAUAUGGAGUUUUUAAAGCACAAAAAUCCAGGCCUCCAAAAAUUUGCACUGGAUUGUGUUUUGAAUUAUAAGAACAAAAGUGUAACGCCAUAUAAAAGUAAUUUGUACAAUUUAGUGGAUGAUAAAAAGUUUAAAGACGAACUGGCAUUAUUCAAAAUAACAGAAGAUGCUAAAAGUAUACAACCAGAAGAUAGAGAGCAUGUGGUGCCAAUAAUUUUAAGAAUCUUGUAUGGUAAAAUGACAUCGAAAUUGGGAGCAGAUAAAAAGGGCGGGGGUCAAACGCGACGAUCUCUAGUCAUGAGGUAUUUAGCAGGAUGUAAUGAAAAUGAACUCAAAAUGUUCAUAGAAAUGGCCUUUUCACAUUUCAAACAGUACAUGACAAUGAAACCUAAAGAAAUAUACGACAAUAUUGUAUCUAACUUAGAUUUGAAAUCGAUUACAAGUCCAGGAAAAUUACAUAGUGUUUUAAAUCUCUUCGAAGUAGUACGUGAAUAUUUUGGAGGAUACAUGAAAGAACAGUUACUAUCGGAGUUAUUUACGAUAUUCUUCGCAAUUUGCUCAACUUUCGCUGCCGUGUUGAACCAAGGAGAUAAAGUUCAUGUUGGGUAUAUCAAAGUGAUGAAAAAUCUGCGGACAAUUGCGCUCGGUAUAACGAAGAAGCUUUUUGAGCAAUUCGAUAAAUACCCUUGGAAUAAAGAUGAACUGUACGUGGUUUUUGAAACGCUGUUGUGGCCGUUGAUCCCAAAACUCCACAUUGAAGGCAUCCACAGCCCAACAGCUCUUCUGAAAUUAUUGAACACAUGGUGUCAAAAUCCCAGAUACUAUAUCCUACUGGUUACAAAAUCAGAGAGGGAUUCUAUAAGUCCUUUACCAGCAAUAUUUAAGCUAUUACUGGCUCCAAAAACUACACCUGGAGUUGUUAACAUGAUUCUAGACAUGAUUGAAAAACUAUUAAUGUUAACGGAAAGUGAAGAAGAUAAAGAAUUAACACCGAUUGAUUCUUUUUGUACUCUAGAAGUCGAUAACCUUGAAGCAUGCAAUGUCAACAACAUAAACUUUGGAAGUAAGAUCUUGGAACCACACAUUCCAAGUAUACUGGAAGUCAUGAAGAGAAGAAUGGCGAACUCCGCUAAAUCAAACACGGUCAAUAAAAGAGAUUUAUUGAUUCUAUCCAGAGUUACGGAAUUGGUUGCUAAUCCUAAAAUUUGUGACGAACUUUUGAAUUUACUUCUACCAAUUUUAGUUAAGAAAGUGUGUACGAAUAUGGCAGAGGAAAAUAUGGAACACGCUGUCAACACAAUCAUAAACCUCUUGGGACACAGCUCAAACCCACAAGUUUAUAUAAAAAAUAUUGCAGUUCUAUUCAAUAAAAUCAACCCUGUCGAGAUUAGGAAGCUCCUUAUAAAAUUGCUUACAUCUAUUGCCGAUAAUGCGCCAUCUAAUAAGGAAGUAUUAAUUAGAAUGGCAAAUGUUGUCACUGAAAUGAAUGCUUAUAAUAAAAGAUGGAUUGAACAGCCUGAUUUUGAUCGACGACUUGAUGCAUAUAAGCAAAUAUACCAGCUUGUAGACAAUGGUGAAAUGGACGUUGAUUUAACAAUACUAAUAGUGAACAAUUGUUUUUAUUUCAUCCGUACCGAAAAAGAUAUUGGGUUGAGAGAUAGUGCAGGACUGUGUUUGAAAAGAAUCUUGCCAAAGUUGCUGAUGAAGUAUCGGUCGGCAACAGAUGGCCAAUUUUUAGUUCGUGACACAGUUUUAUCACUUAUUUCCAAUGGUAUACGGGAUGUUAAAAAUGAUUUACUGAAAAAUGAAUCUAUAGCAUUACUCGGAGAGUUGGCACGGGAGUGUCCUGAUGCAGAUGUAGUUCUAUCAGAUUUAGCUCAUUUAACUAAUAAACAAGAUAUGGAGGUAGAUUUCUUCGAAAACAUGUGUCACUUGCAAAUGCAUCGCCGUGUUAGAGCGCUAUUGAAGUUCUGCAAGGUUGCAAAGAAAAUGUCGAAAUGUCCAUCACCAAGAACUUUAACUAAUUUUAUAUUCCCACUUGCCUCCACAUAUCUCUGUGAUGACAAAUACACAGAUAAGAAUACUCUGAUCGAUGCUGCCAUAGAUGUUGUAUCUACGUGCUGUAGAUUAUUACCGUGGUAUCACUACGAAGUCAUACUUAAGUUAUAUUUGAACAAAAUGCGUCACUCUACUGAACAUCAGAAGCAAUUAACACGUAUAAUAGUUGGGAUUAUAGACGCUUUCCACUUUGAUUUUUCGAAGGUAAAAAAUAUUGAACUGCCAAAAUCAUUGCUUGUUAACGUGGUAACAAAUAAAUCUAAACAGAACAAAAAAGAUGAUAACACUAUAAAUAAAGACGAAGAAAUUGUUGAAGAUGAACCAAAGGUAGAAGAAAAUGAUGCGACCGUUAAAGAUACUGAAGAGGUAGAUACGAAAGAAAAUGAUGGGGAAACAGAACAAGAUAUAGAAACUGAGUUAAAAGCAGCAGACGAAGAGGCUGCGGAAGAUGAGACUUCUAAAGAAGUGGCGAAUAUUCCUGCGUUUGAAAGAGUGACGAGCGUGUCACCUUCUGUAGCUAAAAGAAUUAUCAAGUCUUUAUCAGCUGGACUCCUUCCGCAAUUGAACAGGGCGAUAGGCAAACUGACCGAACACGAAGAAUCGCAUAAAGUGAACCGACGGCGCACAGGGUUUGAAAGACAAGAAGAGGAUAUGUUGCGUGUCCCGAUAGCGCUAGCGUUGGUGAAACUGCUGCAACGACUGCCCGGCGAUCUGUUGCGGCAUCAACUGCCUGGGAUCAUGAUCAAGUUAUGCUCAUUCCUAAAAUCACCGCUGAAGCAAGUCCGUAUCGCAGCUCGUGACAUCGUCAAAAAGAUUAUGCUGACAGUUGGUACAGCGUACUUGGGAGUAUUUCUAGAACAUGUAACUUUGCUACUCACUAGAGGCUUCCAAGUCCAUGUGCUUGUUUCCACAAUACACACAGUUCUUGAUGCUUUAAAAGCAGAUUUUAAACCAGGGGAACUGAAUCAAAACUUACAUUACAUAUUAGACGUUUGCAUUAAUGAUCUUUUCGGGGCUUUGUCUGAAGAAAAGGAAGUAGAUAAGCUGCAUUACAAGACGCCAGAAGCGAAACCGAGUAAAAAGAGCUACGUCACACUGAUGAUAGUGUCUCAGAAUAUUACAGAGAGUUGUUUGAUAAACCUCCUACUGCCGUUUAAAGAUUUAUUGCAGAAACACCAUUCGAAGAAAAUAGUUUUAAAAGUUCAAGAGGCAUUGAUGCACAUCUCUAGUGGUUUGGUUACUAAUAAGUUCAUUGACAUUGAAUCUCUGUUCGUGUUUCUACACGGCGUAGCUUCAGAAAGUAUCCCAGAAUUCGUAUUGGGAGCACCGAAAAGAGAAAUAACUGAAGCACAGAAAGAAAAAAUGCUGAGGGCUAAACCAGAUUGUUUCAUAAUCCCUGAAACACCAAAAAGGAACAAAGAGACUCAAGCAAAACACGUAAAAGUAUCUGGAAAAGCCAAUGCCCAUGUGUUGGUUGAGUUUAGUUUGAACAUCCUGUACAUAAUACUCAAAAGGGAGAAAGUGCCUCGAAUGGAUUGUAAAGCGUUUGUAGAUCCUCUUAUACCCUUACUCGUGGAUGCGCUAAAAAGCGACCACGUUAAAGUGACCACAGUCUCUUUGAAAUGUAUAUCGACUUUAUGGACCAUUCGAAUUAGCACACCGACUCUAGAGGAAAUGAUACAGGAUGUAGUGAAAACCAUAUUUACAAUUCUACACAAGUACGCUACGUUUGAAAUUAGCAAGCAGAACGAUAAUUAUAAUUUGGUGAAGACUGCUUUUAAGGCAGUAACAGUAUUAAUACGCAACGUGAAAUACCACAAAAUAGAAGCGGAUCAAUUAAAAGUCCUUCUUCUAUACGCGGAGGAAGAUUGCCAAAGCGACGAACGACAAGUAAACUCCUUCCCGCUACUAAAGGCGAUAUUGGAAGCGAAACUCGUGUCUCCAGAACUGCACGAGGUCAUGGAGAAAGUGGCCAGGAUUUGUAUUUUGAGUGUUUCAGCGAAGUCCAGGGAAGAAGCGCGUGUGAUAUUUAUAAAUUACAUAACAAAUUACUCGCAAGGCAAGCGGCUGCCGAAAUACAUAGAGUUCUUUAUGUCGCAGCUGAACUUCGAACUGCAACACGGCAGAGAGUCGUCGCUCAAGUUCUUAGAGAUGAUCAUAAAUAAGUUGCCGUCGGUACAACUCGUUAAGUUCGGUGAUCAUCUCCUGCUGACGCUGGGCGCGUGCAUGGUCAACGACCCUGCGCCGGAGUGUCGCUCGUCGGCUGCAGACUGCAUCGAGGCGAUGCUCAAACGAUUCCCAGCACCGGAGAGGACUAAACUGUUUGAACUGGUGCUCACGUUCUUUCAGGAUAAUCAGCCAGUGCAUUUUGAAUUAGCCGCACAAUUAACCACACGCUUUGUGAACGUCGAAGGUGAAAACUUCAAGAACCGUCUCAGUACAGUACUAUCGCUUACCAGUAGCCGAAUAAUGCUGCUAAGUAACGAUAUAACUGAAGGUAGAUUCGUUAAAUUAAAACUACAAGAAUCCGAAGAAAAAACCGACGAAGAAAAACAGAGUGAAAAAGAUCACAGCUUGAUACAAAUACUCAACCUUAUCGAUAAAAUCACUAUUCAUUGCGAGUCCAGUAUGAAGAAUAAGAAAUUCAUUACUGAAUUUGAUGAAAUAGGCCAGCAAUGUCAAGCGUUACUCGCUUAUCCACACUCGUGGGUGCGGCUUAAAGCUGCAAGGAUUUUAACUCAUAUAAUCAAUGUAGUGGAUGCCGCAGAAUUGGAGGAAGUAGUAAGAAAUACCGAUGACAAUGAGAGAGGUUUUAUUUACAACGAAACAGAGGCAACGUUAAGGAGUUUGAUAUUGGACUUAUGUGCGCAAUACACUCCGUCGGUGUCAAAAGAUAUGGCUGAACAAGUCACGGCAGUACUCUUACUGAUAUUAAAGUUAGUUCACGCUAUGCCAUACUUCAAGCUAGGAAAAAAAAUAGACAAAGAGAAUGAAGACGCGGAAGGCGGCGGUAAACUAAAUAUUAGAUGGAUUCUGUUUAAAUUGAGAAGAGCUAUUAACGUCGAAGUAGCCAGAGCACCUACGUCUAUGAAUAUAAGAAUAGCGAUAUUCACAAUGUUCAAGCACGUGGUCAAUUCCUUCGAAGUUCAAGACAUAAACAAUAUAAUAGAUGUGAUACUACCGCCGAUAGUUCGGGAAAUGUCCACCGGCGACGCGACAGCGCCACCGUCGGUCCCCAAACAACUUGCAAGAGGCCUUGGAAGACGAUUGCGAAGGAAAAUAGGAGACAUUGAGUACAGUAAACUUGUGGCUGAGGUGCAAACACGGCUGAAUAUUAAGAGAGCAGAGAGGAAAAAGAUACUGCUGCAAGAAAAAGUGAACAAUCCAGAAAAGGCAGCUAAGAGAAAACUACAGAUGAAAGAAAAGAAGAAACAGUCAAAGAAAAUGAAGUUAGAAAUGUUACAGGGCAGGAGACCACGUGCCAAGAAACGCAAGGCCGAAGAUGUUGAUCUUGAAGAUGUCUUGUUAAAUGACGAAUGAAUAUGGCUGAUAAAUAUCCUUUUGAAUCUUAAAAAUGGUAUAAACGAUGAAAAAUUUUAUAAGAAUAAAUAUCUUAAAAAAAGUUUUCUUUUAUAAGCUUUUCAGCACUGAUUACAUUUUAUGAAUAUAAGUAUGUAAAUAUUAGAUAG